Hypomesus transpacificus is the source of this 2469-nucleotide messenger RNA. It is a transcript of the gene chrna3, whose product is annotated as cholinergic receptor, nicotinic, alpha 3. Gene Ontology annotation, molecular function: acetylcholine-gated monoatomic cation-selective channel activity; transmembrane signaling receptor activity. Lineage: Eukaryota; Metazoa; Chordata; Actinopteri; Osmeriformes; Osmeridae. Gene Ontology annotation, cellular component: synapse; neuron projection; postsynaptic membrane. Gene Ontology annotation, biological process: regulation of membrane potential; chemical synaptic transmission; monoatomic ion transmembrane transport. Bases 95 to 1756 code for a protein of 553 amino acids. The transcript is spliced from 6 exons. The record is from RefSeq and is a predicted model, not a curated record.
UUCACUGUUGCAGGCUAUAUUUCUCCUAGUCUGGUUUCUUUUUAAAACUUCCACUACCAAAUGAACCCUGGAUUAUUUUCGUUGUCUCCUCACCAUGAACUCUCACUUUUCCCUCAUUGUCCACACUUGUUUUUACGUUUUCUUUCUUCUGUCUGGUGGCACCUGUUCAGAAGCAGAGCACAAGUUGUUCUCUGUGAUAUUCUCCAGCUACAAUCAGUACAUACGGCCAGUGGAGAAUGUGUCCGACCCAGUGGUGGUCCAGUUUGAAGUGUCCAUGUCCCAGCUGGUCAAAGUGGAUGAAGUGAACCAGAUCAUGGAGACCAACCUGUGGCUGAGACAUAUUUGGAACGACUACAAACUGAGGUGGGAUCCCAAGAACUUUGGAGGGGUGGAGUUUAUCCGAGUGCCUUCUAACAGGAUAUGGAAACCAGAUAUUGUUCUGUACAACAAUGCGGUUGGAGAUUUCCAGGUGGAUGACAAAACCAAGGCUCUGCUUCGCUACAAUGGCGACGUGACCUGGAUCCCCCCAGCCAUCUUCAAGAGCUCCUGCAAGAUCGACGUCACCUACUUUCCCUUCGACUACCAGAACUGCACCAUGAAGUUUGGUUCCUGGACCUACGACAAGGCCAAGAUCGACUUGGUUCUGAUUGGCUCGACCAUCAACCUUAGGGACUUCUGGGAGAGUGGCGAGUGGGUGAUCAUCGACGCCCCGGGUUACAAACACGACAUCAAAUACAACUGCUGCGAGGAAAUCUACACGGACAUCACCUACUCUCUCUAUAUCCGCCGCCUGCCUCUCUUCUACACCAUCAACAUGAUCAUCCCCUGCCUGCUCAUCUCCUUCCUCACCGUGCUGGUCUUCUACCUGCCCUCCGACUGCGGGGAGAAGAUCACCCUGUGCAUCUCCGUCCUCCUCUCCCUCACCGUGUUCCUGCUGGUCAUCACCGAGACCAUCCCCUCCACGUCCCUGGUCAUCCCUCUGAUCGGCGAGUACCUCCUAUUCACCAUGAUCUUCGUCACGCUCUCCAUCGUCAUCACCGUGUUUGUGCUGAACGUGCACUACCGCACCCCCAAGACCCACACCAUGCCCUGCUGGGUGCGUAGCGUCUUCCUGGGCCUGCUACCCAGGGUGAUGUUCAUGACCAGGCCGGAGAGGGACCUGGAGAGGGUGGCUACGGGGGCUUCCCAGCUGCCGCCCUCCCAGCCCUGUGCGCUCCACGCCCUGCAGCAGCACAAGCCGCAGGCCCUGGCCUCCGGCGUGGUGUCCAGCCUGGCGCCGCGGCAGCGCCUCUUCGUCAACGUGAAGCUCGACGACCUCGGAGGGGAAGCAGUCCAGGGCCCGGCGGGCUUUCUGUGCCGCGAGGGCCGCUGCAACUGCUGCUGGGGCCAGAGGAGCACCAGGCUCCCGGCAGACCCCGGGGGAGGGACAGGGGGCCUGGGCAGCGUGGGGGCCCUCAGCGGAGGGGGCUCUGCCGGGGUGGGAGGAGGGUGCAGCCCCUGCUCCAGCUCCGAGUCUCUGGAUGGUGGACUCGUGUCUCUGUACCCGCUGUCUCCAGAGAUCAGGGAGGCCAUCGAAAGCGUCAAGUACAUCGCAGAGAACAUGAAGCUGCAGAACAAAGCCAAGGAGGUACAGGACGACUGGAAGUAUGUUGCCAUGGUGAUCGAUAGAAUCUUCCUGUGGGUUUUUGUCCUUGUGUGUAUCCUGGGAACAGCAGGCCUCUUCCUCCAACCACUCCUGUUGGCAGGGGACAUGUGACACCCCCCCCACCCCCACACACACACACACACACACCCCACACAAGAACACACACAGUAAGAUUCAGCUAUUAGAACCACACCAUGCACAGGUUUACACUAUACAAGGUUCAAACUACAUCAUGGACAUUCCUCACUGAAGCCAACAGACAGGGCAACAUGGAGGAAGGAGGAGACCCAUUCUUGGAUGUGAGCUCCAGCCAGCUGUUCACUGUCUUUUCUCUCCAUCUAAAUGUGUUGAUUGGCUAAAAUGGGGUUGUGACCUUCUCCGUGGUUGAGACACUGUUUUUACCACGGCAACCACUGGACAGCACACCCAAUCUCCUGCUGUGAUGCUUUGUUUACAUCUCAUUGUGAUGGUUACACCGAUACAGAGGUCCAUGCUUCUGCUUCUUAAACAACACGGAGCCCCGAACUUUCUGUCAGAUGAGAGGACAACAUACAUGGACAUACUAACAGCUAAAAAGAAUUUCUGAAAGCCUGUAAUAGGUACUUUGGAGCAAUGUUGGGAAACAAUGAGUGAUUUAGCACAUACAUGCCGAUGUUAUGUUGGAAGAUUUAAUUAUCGUGUUAAAUAUUCAUGGUGAUUCAGUUCCGUGAACAUCUUUCUGUUCUCUCGCCUUGUUAUGAUCACAAACAAGUCAAUGCAAACACACGUAUUCAUAAAGAUCAUACAUUAUAAUCAUUAAAAACAGCUGCAGUAUGUUCCCAGUG